CCCCCCCCUCUCUCUCUCUCUCUAUCUGCUUCUCUGCUUUGCACAUCCUUCCAUUCUUCCCAUAACGAAACUCCAAUCUCUCCCUCUCUCUGUGUAAUUUAUUAUUAACCCAGAAAGCAAAAUCAAGAAAAAGGGUGAAAAUAAAAAUAAAAAUAAACAGGAAGGAUCGAAAUUCCAUACCUUUAACCUCUCCUUCUCCUGCAUCUCUCAGGUUGCUCUUUGAUUCUUCCUCCUUCCAUGGCCACGACUCGGAUUUCAAAUCCAAACCCCACAUGGAAUCCUCCUCAAUCCCCACUUAAAACCCCCUCCGUCACUUGCUGAUCAUCGGAAUCCGAAUCUUGAGGGAGACCCAGAAAGGAAAACCAACGUGAAAAAGCAGAGAGGGGGCUUCUUGCGGAGUACUAUGCACAGAUCUGGAGCUGUCAUGGCCUGGAACGUGUUCAAGUUCUGCACGGCCCUCCGGGGACUCGGCUCCAUCAUGAUCCUCCUAGUCCUGGGGGUCGUCGGCGUCACCUACUACGCCGUCGUUCUCACCAAUUACGGGCCGGCCCUCUACGACGGCGGCUUCGACUCCUUCCUCGCCUUCGUCGUCUUGCUUCUCUUCCAUGGCCUGCUGGUCAUGCUACUAUGGAGUUACUUCUCUGUUGUACUUACGGACCCGGGCAGUGUGCCACCUAACUGGAGACCUGUAGUUGAUGAGGAGAGAGGAGAAUCUGAUCCGCUGAGCGGGUCUGAUUACAGUGCUCUGCAGUCUGAUUCUUCGAAUCCGAGAAUCCGUUACUGUCGCAAGUGUAACCAGUUUAAACCGCCUCGCUGCCACCAUUGCUCUGUCUGUGGAAGAUGCGUUCUCAAGAUGGAUCACCAUUGUGUGUGGGUUGUUAAUUGUGUCGGAGCAUUGAAUUACAAGUAUUUUCUGCUUUUUCUGUUUUAUACAUUUCUUGAGACAAGUCUCGUCACUUUGUCUCUUCUUCCACACUUCAUAGCAUUCUUCAGUGAUGGAGAGAUACCUGGGACACCUGGCACACUUGCGACCACAUUUCUUGCCUUUGUCCUGAAUCUGGCAUUUGCACUGAGCGUCUUUGGAUUUCUCAUUAUGCACGUUUCACUUGUAUCUGCAAAUACCACGACAAUUGAGGCGUAUGAAAAGAAGACCACUCCAAAGUGGCGUUACGACCUCGGGAGGAGGAAGAAUUUUGAGCAGGUAUUUGGAACAGAUAAAUUGCAUUGGUUCCUUCCGGGAUAUUCGGAAGAAGACAAGCGGCGGAUACCAGCUCUUCAAGGCCUCGAGUACCCAUCGAAGCCUGACUUUGAUUCCGAGGAGUUCUAGAGACCACUUUCCUCAAGAGGGAUAAAGAGGGAGGUUUUCCUUGUAACUAUACAUCACAGAGCCAUUUACUCUUUUUUACUGAUAAGAACGGCUUUUCACCUAACUUGGGCUCGAUAAUAUGUCAUUGGCUUAACAUGUUCAGUCGUGUAGAGAGAGAGAGGAGAGGCGGGAUGUUGAAGGACCACGGGGAAGGGAUAAGGGUCGAGAUGAUAAAGGUCAGGGUUCAAGCGGGAAGAUCAAAUGUAUGAUUGGACGUUGGCCAGGAUUUGUAGUCUUUGUUCUUGUUCUUGAAUGUUUCACGGAUCUUUGAAAUGUAAGAUAAGGAAAAUCAGCUUUUGGAGACUGUUGCGUCCUUUCUGAUUUACUUGGUGGAUUUGAUCAAUUGCUACGCAUUCGAAUUAUUAAGCUGACAAGAGUUUAGUAUUGUGUUCAUUACUUGA
Messenger RNA from Punica granatum (pomegranate), 1767 nucleotides. NCBI's taxonomy places the organism in Eukaryota, Viridiplantae, Streptophyta, Magnoliopsida, Myrtales, Lythraceae. The record is from RefSeq and is a predicted model, not a curated record.